Messenger RNA from Folsomia candida, 2796 nucleotides. RefSeq lists its product as uncharacterized. The transcript is spliced from 10 exons. The record is from RefSeq and is a predicted model, not a curated record. Gene Ontology annotation, cellular component: membrane. Gene Ontology annotation, biological process: cell surface receptor signaling pathway; G protein-coupled receptor signaling pathway. Lineage: Eukaryota; Metazoa; Arthropoda; Collembola; Entomobryomorpha; Isotomidae. Gene Ontology annotation, molecular function: G protein-coupled receptor activity. The coding region runs from base 739 to 2658 and encodes 639 amino acids.
GCAGAAGAAGCGCAGUUAGUUAGUUUUUCCACUAUUUGCUGAAAUGCUGGUAAUAUCUGUACUUUGUGUGCUUUCAUGUCACAUCAAGUAAGUAAGAGAGAAAAAUGAUGAGUUGCUUAGCUGAAUGGACAAAGGAUCAGCUCGGAAGUAAGCUCAUCAUCGUCUCCUCAUCAUUUUUGUUAUAGUUCGUCAUUCCAUGGCCACAGUUAAGUAAAACAAGUCCAUCUAUUCCCUCCUGUCACGUCAAAACAACUCCACUUUGCCCGUUUUUUGUUAUCAGGUCCAGUCAGUCGCCUACCAUCCUCUGAGUGGGGAUGACACUAUCUCGCCUCCAUCCCGUGCAGUGCUGGAUUACAUAACCAAAAUCGAAUUAGAUUUGCACACAUACACUUGAAAGAGUAGCAAGUAAAAGUUUCUGCUCAGUCUCAAAAAAAUCUACAUCGUGAACAUCUUUACUUUCUCAUCUGUCAGCGGCUUGUGCUUCAUAAUGACCAUUUUACGACUCAUUCGGGGGAGGAGCGCAUUAUUAUCAUUUUUCGCCUUCUUCCCGUCUGAAACGGUUUUCUCAUUAGUUUCCUCGGGCUGAAAGAUACAUUGCUUGUUUUUGCAGCGUAUGUAUGUGGACGGAAGAAAAUUAUUUAUCUAGUAGGCAGUGGAGUGAAUCAAUCCUAUUUUUGUCUAACGCAGUUCCAAAUUCCAACUUUUUUGGGGGUGAAAUAACAAGUAAAUAUUGUCAAAAUGAAGCCGAGAUUGAUACGAUUGAUGUGGUUCAUGAUUUUUCUCUUGGGGAGUGGAACUGGUUUCGGUCGUGGUAAUCUCAAGGCCAAUAACGCUGGACGACAAGUAGUCGUGAGACAAGAGGAGACAAAAAGUGACAACUUUGUGAAGCUAUUUCUUUGUUGUAAUGACACGCAAAAUGGUGACAAGUUGGAUAAACAUGAAUCUAAUAGCAGCCUCUUCACCCCCUGUGACAAAUGGCUGAACGAUAAGACGAGCAGAAUUUGGAGCGUUCCUCAAAAUUUGAUGAGCACAAGUGUUGAGACACUUUUCUUAUUGGAGAAGAACGUUGACAUUGAUGAGUGCGAAGACGCCUUUACAACGAAACUUUUCACCCAUGAAGACCAAGACGGUUUACGGAAUUGGUUCUAUCCCAAUGGAUAUAUGCGCGUUGGGAAGGAAUUUUAUGCACCAGAUGAAUUCUGCAUUGAAGGUUCCACCGCUGACCACAUCAAAAUCAGAACUUGCCCCCCAAAAUGUGGCCAUUCUCGUCCUUGCAUCCCCAAAUGUUGUACACUCGACAAGGUGUACAGCCUUGGUAUGAGUGAUGGCCAACGCGGAUGUCACCCUCCCUCCGGCAACCCCACCACUUACUUCAAUCCUCCCCUGUACUCUGACGCUGUCACUAAAAUCGCUCCCUCCGAGACCAAGAUGCCACACUACUUCCUCUGGAGGAAGGCCAACUUUAUGUUCAACUGCUUCGAAAACAAGACGACCCUCUUUCCCCUGUCCGACACCGUGGCAAAUAAUUUAAGCUCCAUUUUCAAUGCCACUUUCCACUCGAUAAAUUUCAAAAUCCGGUAUGACGGCGCGGUUCUCUAUAUCGACCUAAUCGACAAGAAGUGUCGAGUGGAGAAAAAUCCGAAAAAAGUUUUGUGCUUCGACGGCGUCCAAGAUUACGGAGGGGAUGUCGGAUUUCAAAAUCAAGAGGAAGAGUACAUUGCCGUUUUGUGUACCGCGUGGAACGUGGAACAUCAGAAGGGUCACGGGAACCAGAUCGUCUAUGGCGUCUUGCUCCUCUGCGCUUCAAUAUUUCCCUUGAUGACGAGUGCCGUGUACAUUUCGCUCUGGAGGAAGCAAAACGUUCACGGGUGGACGAUCGCGGCAACGACGGGGUCACUCUUUCUCAUGUACGUCUUCCAGGGGGUGGCCCUUGUGUUGAACGGGCUGAAUGUGAGGGAGACGAUUAAGACGAUUUGGGGUUGUACUUUCACCGCAAUCGUUGGCCACUUUUUCUGGUUGGCAGCUUUCUCGUGGAUGACUGUGAUGUGUUGCGAUUUAUGGUUGACCUUUAGGUCACUCACGCCUGCGAAUCGACGUUCCAAAGGGAGAAGUCGCUACAUAAAGUACUCCUUGUUCGGCUGGGGUCUCCCAACCGCAUUUGUGGGGACGGGCGUAGUGCUGGAUUACUACUAUUCAAUGGAUGACUGUACCCCCCACUUAGUCCCAGGCUAUGGACAACUCAACUGCUGGAUUGUCCCGAAUUCACAAGGCGUCUACAACUAUUACCCCGCGGCAGUGUUGCUCUGCUUAAAUUGCGUCUUUUUUGGCGUGACGUGUUUCAAGCUAUUGAAAUACAGAGAGAACACGAGGAUAGCGACAAAAAGGGAGACAGACCAUUGGAAAGGUUUCACCCGGCUGACAAAGCUAAUAAUUGUAAUGGGAGUUAGUUGGGCGUUUGAUAUAUGUUCCUGGAGCAUUGACGGCCUUACUCUCAAAUGGUACUGGAUGAUCUUUGACAUUAUCAACAUACUGAGAGCUGUUGGUGUGUUUGUCGUGUACGUGUGUAAGCAAGAUAUCAUCGUUCAACUAGAAGAUGCCCAUCCUCGUCUAAAAAGUAACAACCAAUGCUUGAUAAUGGAGCAAAGCGAAUUUUUAUAAGUUUUGACACCUUUUAAGAGACGCAUUUCGAACGAUUUGUCGGAACGGACUGGUUCCACCGCGCUCAUGGCGGUUUCUCCCACGAGUUUACAUGCAUCACCAAGUUUUAGAAUGGAACAGAACAAUAGGGCGAGUUGA